This is a messenger RNA of Nomia melanderi (Alkali bee), 4816 nucleotides long. RefSeq names its product SPT16 homolog, facilitates chromatin remodeling subunit dre4 (gene dre4). Lineage: Eukaryota; Metazoa; Arthropoda; Insecta; Hymenoptera; Halictidae. Gene Ontology annotation, molecular function: nucleosome binding. Gene Ontology annotation, cellular component: FACT complex. Gene Ontology annotation, biological process: transcription elongation by RNA polymerase II. The record is from RefSeq and is a predicted model, not a curated record.
UUAAGUAAAAUUUUAGUUCAACGACAGACUGCUCGGAGCGUUGGCGGUUCAUUUUGAUUCCGGAAUAACUACGCUCUGUAUCAAAUCGUUCCCGCCGCGUGGUCUGUAGUUUGUGGAGUACGGUUGCGGUUUGGUUAUAAAUCCCGCCAUCUCCGCAUCGAAUAGCGAAUUUUGAUAGUAUUACGUAUUUUGUAUGGAACACUAAGGAAAAUGUGAUAAUAUUCAAGGAUUUUGCGUCGUCUGAAUGUUUAGUUCGUUAUCGUUUACGCUGGGACAAUUUAUUAUAGUUUUAUGUCGAAGUGAUUUUGUGGAAGCGUGUUGUGCUGUAAGUACCGAACGUGUUGAAAACAAGAAACGAUGGCAAACGUAUCUGUUGACAAAGACACAUUUUUCCGGCGUAUGAAGCGUCUUUACGCCGCAUGGAAGGAUGGCGAAGUUGGUACAGAUGACAGUUUUAGUAAAAUGGAUUGUCUCGUCUCUGCUGUGGGCACAGAUGAAGAUAUCGUUUAUAGUAAAUCAACAGCAUUGCAGACGUGGCUACUCAGUUAUGAACUUACCGAUACUAUAAUGAUUUUGGCAGAAGAUUCUGUCAACUUUUUGGCUAGUAAAAAGAAAAUUGAGUUUCUAAGAAAGUUAGAGAACCAGAAAACAGAUGAGACUGGGGUGCCUCCUGUAAAACUACUUGUGAGGGACAGGAACGAUGAAGACAAAGCCAAUUUUGCCAAACUUAUCGAGGUUAUAAAACAAAGCAAGAAGGGUAAAACAUUAGGUGUAUUUUCAAAAGAAAAUUAUCCAGGUGCCUUUAUGGAUGCAUGGAGAGCUGCAUUGAAGUCUGAAUCUUUUGAUACGGUUGAUGUGAGUGCAGCAGCUGCGUAUGUAAUGUGCCCAAAAGAGGACGCUGAAAUUCUUACUAUAAAGAAAGCAUGUUUAGUGUCUGUAGACGUUUUUACAAAAUACCUCAAAGAUCAGAUUAUGGAAAUUAUAGAUUCUGAUAAAAAAGUUAAGCAUUCAAAGCUUGCAGAAGGUGUAGAUGCAGCUAUAACAAAUAAGAAGUAUGUAACUGGCGUUGAUGUUACCCAAGUAGAUAUGUGUUAUCCAGCAAUAAUACAAAGUGGUGGAAACUAUUCUCUGAAAUUUAGCGUUGUUAGUGAUAAGAACACUUUACACUUCGGUGUCAUUGUUUGUUCACUUGGAGCACGAUACAAAUCUUACUGUUCUAAUAUAGUCAGAACAUUGUUGGUGAAUCCCACGAAAACAAUUGAGGAUAAUUAUAAUUUCCUUCUACUAUUGGAAGAAGAAAUUUUGAAGAAACUGGUGUCUGGAGUAAAAAUAAGUGAAGUAUACGAAGCAGGUGUGAAAUAUGUGAAAGAUGAGAAACCAAACAUGUUAGAUCAUUUAACUAAAAAUUUUGGAUUUGCCAUGGGUAUUGAAUUUAGAGAAAGCUCCUUACUUAUUGGUCCGAAAACUCAUGCAGUAGUAAAGAAGGGCAUGGUGUUUAAUGUUAAUGUGGGAUUAUCAAAUCUCGCAAAUUCUGAAGCUAACGAAAAAGAAGGAAAGGUUUAUGCUUUAUUUGUUGGUGACACUGUUAUGGUUAAUGAAGGUCAACCAGCUACAAAUUUGACACCAUCAAAGAAGAAGGUGAAAAAUAUUGGUAUAUUUGUAAAGGAUGAAGAGGAAGAAGAGGAAGAAGGAAGUGGAAAAGAAAACGAACCUAAACCCGAGAUUCUUGGUCGUGGUAAAAGGACAGCAGUCAUAGAAUCCAAGUUAAGAACAGAACAUAGUUCAGAAGAGAAAAGAAAACAACAUCAAAAAGAACUGGCGCAACAAUUAAAUGAAGUAGCAAAAGCUCGGUUGGCUCAACAGUCUGGUGGUAAAGAGCAAGAAAAAAUACGAAAAUCGACUGUAUCUUACAAAACCUUGAGUCACAUGCCUCGAGAACCAGAAGUGAAGGAGCUGAAACUAUAUGUUGACAAGAAGUACGAGACAGUAAUUCUACCCAUUUUUGGUAUUCCUGUACCAUUUCACAUAUCUACAAUCAAAAACAUUUCUCAAUCCGUUGAAGGAGAUUAUACUUAUUUGAGAAUUAACUUUUUUCAUCCUGGUGCUACAAUGGGACGUAAUGAAGGUGGUUCUUAUCCACAGCCGGAUGCCACAUUUGUCAAAGAAGUAACAUAUCGAAGUACAAACACCAAAGAGCCCGGUGAAAUUUCAGCACCAUCGUCUAAUUUGAAUACAGCGUUCAGACUGAUCAAAGAAGUCCAAAAGAAAUUUAAAAAUAGAGAAGCAGAAGAAAGGGAAAAAGAGGAUCUAGUGAAGCAAGACACUUUAAUAUUGUCACAAAACAAGGGUAAUCCUAAAUUAAAGGACUUGUACAUUCGACCAAACAUUGUUUCAAAGAGAAUGACAGGAGGUUUAGAAGCUCAUGUCAAUGGUUUCCGUUACACUUCUGUCAGAGGAGAUAAAGUUGACAUUCUUUAUAAUAAUAUUAAGAAUGCCUUCUUCCAACCAUGUGAUGGAGAAAUGAUUAUAUUACUUCAUUUCCACUUAAAACAUGCCAUAAUGUUUGGGAAAAAGAAGCACGUGGAUGUACAGUUUUACACGGAAGUUGGUGAAAUCACCACAGACUUAGGGAAACAUCAACAUAUGCACGACCGUGACGAUCUUGCUGCUGAACAAUCAGAACGAGAACUCAGGCAUAAAUUGAAGACUGCGUUUAAAAGUUUCUGUGAAAAGGUUGAGAGCAUGACCAAACAAGAAAUUGAAUUCGACACGCCGUUCCGAGAAUUGGGAUUCCCUGGCGCUCCAUUUAGGAGUACUGUUCUUUUACAACCCACUAGUGGAUGUUUAGUUAACCUCACAGAGUGGCCUCCGUUCGUUAUCACAUUGGAGGAUGUUGAAUUGGUCCAUUUUGAAAGAGUGCAAUUCCACUUAAAGAACUUUGACAUGAUCUUUGUAUUCAAAGACUAUCAUAGAAAAGUUGCAAUGCUAAAUGCUAUUCCUAUGAACAUGCUGGAUCAUGUAAAGGAAUGGUUAAACUCCUGCGACAUUAGAUACACGGAGGGUGUACAAUCUCUAAAUUGGACAAAGAUUAUGAAAACAAUUACGGAUGACCCUGUUGGUUUCUUUGAUAAUGGCGGUUGGACUUUCUUGGAUCCAGAAAGUGAUGCAGAAAAUGAUGAGGUCGAAGAUGAAGAAGAAGAAGAAGAUGAUGCUUACGAGCCAUCUGAUUUGGACAGUGAAGAGGAAUCCGACGACGAUUCCGAGUAUUCUGAAGCAUCGGAAGACUCUGAUAGCGAAGAAGAACUAGGCAGUUCCGAAGAAUCAGGAAAAGAUUGGUCAGAUUUAGAAAGAGAAGCAGCUGAGGAGGAUAAAGAAAGAGCGGACGAUCAAUUCCACGACGAUUAUCACUCUAGUAAGAAGAAAAAGUCGAACCGAAAACAUUCGCCUUCACCGUCGAAAGACAGGCAUAAUUCGAAACAUAAAAGCUCUUCCGGUAGUAAAGACAAAAGUAAAUCUUCGUCCAGUAGUAAAGAUAAAAAAUCCUCAUCGUCGGACAAGCACAGAUCGGAUCGAUCACGGAGUGGAGGAUCACACAAGAAAGUGUCUCCUUCCAAAUCGUCCAAACACAGUCCUAAGAAGAGCGAUAAACACGACAGACAUAAAUCGAGCCAUUCUUCAUCUAGCAGUAAAAAACGAUCUCGUGAGGACAGUGCUGAAAGAAACGAUAGGGGGUCGAAGAAAUCUAAAAAAUGAAAAAUAUCGACCCAUGCACUGGAGACAAAGCACACGCAAAAACACGAACACCAAGUUGAUUCUACCUAAAGCUUUCUUACUCGUGGUACGUCGAUUAAGUUAUAAGAACAGUACAUUUUCUUGCAUUGACUUGUUUAAAUGAUUGGCAGUCAAUUCGUUAAUAAUGCUAAAAAAUUCAAUGGCGUAACCUUCAACGUAUCUACUAUUCGGCAGCACAAUGCUAGCAAUUCAUACGCGUGAACUUGUCUUCUACUAAUUUCUCGUAAAAUAUAUGAACAUUUAUUUUACAUCCUUGUAACUUGUACAUAAAAGUUUCAUUUAACUAAGAAGAUCAACCUUAAUAAUAUAGCUACUAACACAACAACUUCAUUCCAUUAUUUAAUAACUAGACUACAGAUGUUUAUGGAGAUUAAUAUUUCUAAUAUUUUCACGUUAAAAAAUACAGAAAUUUAAUAGACAAUUGUUCUGCCUGUGGAAGAUGUGUUAAGGCAUAAACGAGAUAAACAAUUGCAUUAAACUCAAUUCAGAUUUUAAAAGUUUAUUUUAAUUAGAUAUAUUUUCUUUUUCUUAUAAACGUAUAGACAUCGGCAGUCUAGUAAUAACUUAUUAUGUUUAUGAAAUUGUAUUAAAGAAUUAAAUGAUAAUCAUUGUACAGAUAGUGUCCGAAACGGAAAAUGUUUCAUCUGUUAUGAUAUUAUUCACUAUCGGAACAGACAUAAAUGUUGAUUCGUGACUACGGUCGCAUGGAGUAACCUGUUGUAGGUACAAUCAUAAUCUGGCCUCAAUGCAAGACAAUGCACUAAUGAUAACCUUCGUACAUAAGAUACCCAGAACGUAGAUGUUAAGUCGCUAAACAGAGAAAGCUGAAACGGAUCAAAAACCUUUGAUAAUUACGUUCGCAUUGUUCUGAGAUUUGUACCUUGGUAAAUGAAAAAUAAAUACUUUUUAAGUUAUUUAUCAUUAAUGUACGAAUAAUUGUCACUCAUCGCGGUGUAAUCGCGAGCAAUUUCAAUGUAUUGUGGAGCUUUAUCGGCAUGAUCUUCAAAAUACAAACAUUUUUAUU